Molecule: messenger RNA, 2037 nt
Organism: Notodromas monacha
Lineage: Eukaryota; Metazoa; Arthropoda; Ostracoda; Podocopida; Cyprididae
Source: the annotation of a GenBank genome assembly
UUCUUUCUGGUUUUAAGGCAUGGAAGUGUGUUAGUGUAGUUUUGUAGUUAUGUUUUCGGCUAUCAAGAAGCUCGCUAGUAAAGGAGACUCAAGUUCCAGCAACCAUGUGCCUCAAGGACUGCAGGCAAUGCCGCACUCCUUACAAAAGAAAUUCGCCAAAGGAGUUCAGUACAACAUGAAAAUUGUCAUCAAAGGUGACAGAAAUGUUGGGAAAAGUUGUCUCUUCCAAAGACUACAAGGUGGGAAGUUUUCUGAGGAUUACGUGCCUACUGAGGAAAUUCAGGUGACAAGUGUUCAGUGGAGCUACAAGACAACAGACGAUGUGGUCAAAGUCGAGGUUUGGGACGUCGUAGACAAGGGCAAAAAGAAGAAGAAAUCCGCUGCAUUAAAGCUCAACAAUUUGCCAAAUUGCGCUGAUGGCCCAGAUGAAGAAAUAGCUCUUGAUGCGGAAUUCCUGGAUGUGUAUAAGGGAGCCCAUGGUGUCAUCUUUGUGUUUGAUAUCACCAAGUCUUGGACUUGGGAUUAUGUCAAGAGGGAAUUGCUGAAUGUUCCUUCGCAUUUGCCUGUGUUGUUGCUGGGGAACCACAGGGACAUGGGGCACCACAGGACGGUCACCUUGGAUCAGAUGCAGUUUUAUGCUGAUCAUGAGGUGGACAGAGGUGAAAAAGGAGUGAAUGUGAGAUGCGCAGAAGCUUCCAUGAGAAAUGGUUUUGGUCUGAAGUUUGUCCACAAAUUCUUCAACCUUCCAUUUCUGACUCUCCAAAAAGAAACUCUGCUGAAGCAACUAGAGUUGAAUGCCAGGGACAUUGAUUCCACUCUCCAAGAGUUGGACCUUGUCAGGGAAAGUGAUGAGUUCAACUAUGACAUGUUCCUUGAUAAAGUGACAGCAGUCAGGAGGAAGAUUGCUGAAGCACAGGCUCCACCAGUGUCUCCAUGUGUUCCAGAUGCAGUUGCUGUGAGUCAGGAUCACCUUCCAGGUGCCAAAGUUCCCAAUCCAAAGCCUCCUCUGCCUAAAGGACCAAUUGGUGGAGGAACUCUCAUUCCAGACAGAAGUCUUCUAGGUGGUGCUCUCCAAGAGCAAAAGAGGAAGCAACAAGCAGCUCUUGCGGAUUCCAAACCGUCUGAACCAGUGGUGACUGAAGUCAAGAAACCAGUUGAUGUCGCAGAUGGAAGCAAAGGAUUAUUUUCCGGUUUUUUCGCCAAUCGAGAAAAGAAGGCUUCAGAUGCGGGGAAAGUGGUAGGUGUUGAAGUAGUCAUUCAGGCCACUGGAGAAGCGAUUUCCGUGGCUGAUUUCAAACCCGACAGCGGGGGUAUUGAAGGGUUCUUGGACGACGACGAUGACGGGUUUGCUCUUGAAGGCGACAAAAUACAAGAUUCCAGUGACGAAGAUGAGAAAGACCAGCGCCCGAUUGUAGCGGAUCUCCAAGACGAUUUGGCAUCGGAAGAUGAAGCUAUUCUCGCGAAUCCUCAAGCCAUAGUUGAGAACGUAUCCCGAGAACCCGUACCCGAACCCGCGGAAUCUCCUUCGAAACCCGAAGAAACCUCUGUACCUGAAGCCCCUCCCAUCGUCUUCACUCUCAACGUGGAUGAUUUGCAAGCUUUAGAAGCCCCUCUGGAGAACUUGGAUGCGGAAAAAAAGAAGUCUGGUAAAGAGAAGAAGAGUAAAGGAACUAAAAAGAAGAAAAAGAAGAGUAAAGUGAAGGAAGAGAGUGAUUCAGAAGUGGCAACAACUGGUGAUAGUGCGUCGACGAGGGACAUGUAUGAAGAGCUGGAGGAUUUUCUCAAUGAUUGAAAAUUACUAAGAGAAGAAAAAAGGGAAAUAUGUGAUAGAGUGAUGAUUUAAUUGUAUGAAUCGAAGUUUACUCAUGUGCUAACGGUGGCUGCGUGCUCACUUAUACUCUGUUCCUUUUUUUUUUCUGAAAGAAAUCGAGUUCAGAGUCUUCAUGUGAAUAAGGCAAAGAAUACAGUACUUACGAGGGGGUGAUGCGGUGAUUUUGUUGACAAAUGAAAAUGAAGGAUUCAACAGUUGUUGCCUGA